GCAACCGGCGCGUCCCCGCCUACCAAUCGGCAUGCUCGGCUCAGGCUCGGCGCCGUGUGCCGUGCUCUCCCGCUAUGAGCAGCAGCAACCGCAGCGGCCGCGCCACGCUUCUUGCCAGUGAUGGCCUGUGCUGAGCAGCUUUGCGCAUAAGGCAACACACCCACCUUUGCCCUCCCGCCCAGACGUGAGCCACUAUGUACAGCGUGGAGGACCUGCUCAUCUCGCACGGAUACAAGCUGGCCAGGACCGGCCCCCCGUCGGCCACGCCUUACGACAAGCGGCCCACCGAUUGCCAGCGCGAGCUGCUGGACAACAGGGCGGUGGGACGGGGGGCGCUCAACGGCUACGAGACGGAGCGCGGGGCCUCGGUGGCCGGCGGGAUGUACAACAGCAGGCCAGCGCCGCUGAAGGGUUACCACGGCGUGGACAACGAGGGCGGCGACAGGAGGAGAAAGGAGGCCUGCGUCGGUAUCCUAGGCGACGCUCAGCCCCUGGGUGAUUCUCUGGCUACAGAUAGUGGUUUCUACGAUGUCCCAAGUUUGACCUACUCAGAGCCGCUAAGUCAUGAAGAGCGGGACAUUUCAUACUGGCGGAGACGAGGCCAAGACUUCAGCAUUCUCCUGGACUAUGCCGACGGCAGGGAGCUGAGGGCUUCUGCAGGCGCAUGGAGACCACAAGCCCUCAUAGCAGCGGAGGAACUCAGGGCAGAGAGGCAAGCGCAGCAGCUUUGGGAGGAAAUUUCUUGGCUGAGGGACCAAGAUGCCCCUGGUCAGUUGAGGGUGACCGGGGAGCGGAAGUGUCAGAGCCUCGGUACAGAAGAGUGGAGGCCCGCCGUGGGCCUGGGGAGGCAGUUGUCAGAUGGGGAUGGGGAGAGGUGGGCUCAAGACCAUUAUCGCCUGAGGACACCUGAGGGUUUUUUUCACCCUAGAACAAAAGCAAAGUCUCAAUCUCUCCCCAGAGUUUUGUCGCCCGAUGGGACACACAGCAGAGAGCUUAUUCCAUCUAGACCAAGCCUACCGGACAGACCACCAAGGCUAAACAGCACUGUUUUCUCUGGGCCCUAUAGUAGGUAUAUAUAUAGUGGUGCUGUUGGCAGGGACCGGUGGGGCAGGAAUGCUGGGCCAAGCAGCCAUGUUGCACUUUUACCAAAGCCCAGGUUCAGCAGGCCUUUAAAGCCUCCAUCUUAUGAGAUUCACCAGCAGACUAGGGGUAGCGCAGAGAUGCUUGCUAUAGACCAGGGUCUUAAGUUGAAAGAUAGGCCUAUCUAUUAUUCAAGGGGUGGGGAGCUGCGACAUGACUAUUUUGCACAACAUUCUCUCACUGGUAUGGAGCCCCCGGGGUACAUCCCACCUCCUUCUUAUAAAAGAACCCUACCCCCAAGAAGUCUUUCAAUCAAUCGCAAUGAAAUGGUCAGCUUUAGGUGGAGGGCAGAUUCUUUGCAGCCCAGCUCAGAUCCUGGAAGGUGGCUAACAAGGCAGACAGGCGAUUCAUGGCUGGAACACUAUGGAGAUCGUGGGGCAUCCUAUCGAAAGCAGGUACCUUCUGGGCAUGAAGAGCAACCAACUCAAGUUCGGCAACUAUCCGCAGAAGAACCACGAGUGAAGCAAAUCUCAGGAGGGCCCGGCGGAAAUUCUCUAACUGACUCAGACAAGAUUCGCAACAUCAACAAAGAGAUUCCGUCUGUUAAGAAUUUAGGACAAUCUACACAUGAUAGUGCCUUUCCUCCCCAGCAGGGGCAAGCUCUGAACACCGGUCGCAAAACGGCAACCCUUACUGAAAGUGACAGUAAUAAUCGAUGGUGCAACAGGGGACUGAACAAAAAAAGUGAGAGUGUCGGUCCAGAACAAAGUCGUAGUCAGUUUUUUCCUUCAUCUAUUCUGGGUAAACCACCGCCUCCCCCAUGCAAGCCUCCUGACCAGGCUGUCUCUGAAACUGUGGCAGAAGUGAAGAAAGUCGAACAGUCUGAACCACCAGAGAAGGACAAGUCCAAGAAUCUAAAAAAGCGACUGAGUGAGACUAUUUUUUGUUUGGUUUCUGUUCCUGUGACCCCUCAGCUCACUGGUACAAUCCGUGAUCAGAAUAACAAUAAUGAGAAGUCACCAGACCCAGCUGACAGUCCCAGUGAAAACAAAACUGGCCAUUUGACGAACCAAAGUCUCCAAAGCACAUCAUCAGCUGAGGCCGAGCUGCAAGCACUCACUGGAAGCAUAGCGAGUAGCAAAACCAGCAGCAGAGCAAGCAGUAAAAUGUUCAAGAAAUUACCCUGUAGACCCCCUAAAAUAAAUCAUUACAAGGAGUUGAAAUUGUCAGGAUCCUGGCCUGCAAAUCAGUAUCACGACCAAGAGACACAAACUAGCCCAGAGGCUGAAAAACCUGCCCCUGAAAACAAGGAAGCACAAGAAGAUGCCACCCCUGCUGCUAAUGAAGUCCAUGCUGAUGGUGGCAGUGCAGUGGGCACUGGCUUCAGUUUCCCGAUCAAGGGAGUGAAGAGCCUAAAACUUUCAAGCAACAGCGCCUUCUCCCUAACCACCACCUUCUCCAACCAGCUGAACAAGAGCACAGCUCAGCCACCAGCAGUGCCACCCUCAGGAAAUGCAGAGUCCAAACCAGCACCAAGCAGUGGGCAGGAGGUGUUUGAAGUUCCUGAGUUCCUGCUGAAACCGAUAGCCAGCCAGCGACCAUGGGAUGCUGUCAAAGAGCUGGAGGCCAUCCAGAGAGAAGUCCAGGAUCAGAAGCAGCAGCAGCAGCCAGAGAGCAGCAAACAGCCCAGUGUUGACAAGUGUAUUGAGGACCUCAACGAGGCAUAUAAAGACAUCUUGGAACUAGGUGCUGCCAGCAAUAAAGUCCCCAGUGGUUCUGUUGAAAUCCCAGAGCGUAUCAAAAUCCGGCUGACAUCCCAGCCUCUCAACAAACCCAGCAGCCUUAGGCGCAGCGCAGUGAGCUGGUCUGUUGAUCCAGACUACAGGGAAGUCAAAAGCGCCUUCUCCAGGCCUGCAACAAAGUCAGUUACAUUCAGCAAGCAGCUUAGGGAGGAGCUCCCUGUGCCACCUCGGGAGUCAGGCUUUCGAGAAUACAGGGUUGUUCCGCAUCUUUUGCGUAGACGUAGCAAUGACGGCAGGACGGUGAAACUGGACCUACCAGAUGAACCCAUUGAGACACCACUCUGCGACUUUAGCCCAACAACGCGCAACGCAGCAGCAGAGGUGCCGUGGGCGGACAGACAGCCCAUGCAAGAUGCCUCCACACUCACGAGUCCUCCUGACUACGAGGACAUAUGUCAGACUUUGCGGCAGUCUCGGGAUUCAGGGGAAGCCAAUAAAGUCUCAGAACAUCCUAACGACCAAGCUCCUCCACAAGACCUUGACACGGAGGAGGAGUGUCCUAUUUGCAAACGAGAGAUGGAGAACCAGUUGAGACAAGGACCGUUGCCCCCACUCCAUGAGGAGAACAGCUCGGAUAGCUCAGUCAAUCCAAAUGGAAGUCCACCACAGUGCGCUGCAGUGGAAAGUCCGUCAGAGAUGACAAGGAAUCAGGAACCACAUAACUCAAGUUUAAAUGUGACAGGAUCCGACUUGAGAACUGAUGCAAGGAAGCAGGAUUCAUCAACACAAGACAAUUUGGAUGGGGUUGAAAAAACUGCAGAGGCACAAAAUAUUGAUCAUUCUAUGUUAGUGACUGGUGAGCUGGCAAAGGAACAGGCUGUGUCAGAAAAGGCACAGAAAGAAAUCUUUGAAGUAAAAACAUCAGAAUGUUUGGAAGGUGAAGGUGAACAAGGAUGUGAGGUUCAAACCAACACAGUGUCUGACGACAAGCAGGAGCAAGACAGGAGGCCAUUUGCUGUCCCAGAACAUAGACUUGUUCUAUGGACCCAUCCAGGCCGAGACCACCCAGGGUUGCCAGAGUUUCCACCUGAGCGACUACCACUUUCAGUCGUCCCAAAGCUAGACCGCAGGCUGUCUCUUAGCUUGGAGGGGGAGAGGAAUUGCAAGCCCCCCCCUGAUCGAAUUGAAGCUUUGCAGAAUAAGCUAGCUAUUUCUCCAGGCCGGGUGGCCGUGGAGCGCCUGGGUAGAAUGCGGGAGGUGGACGUCAUGUAUCGCAUGAGGCGCCUCAGCAUCAGGAGUACUGACUCUGGGGAGGGGGAGGCAGAUGGGGAGGGUGAGGACUCCGAGGAUCUCCUCAAUGCUUCUCAGAGAGGCAAGGAGAAUGAGGAGAUCACCCAAUCUCAGCAGGACUCUGUGGAAACUGCACAGCAAGAUGACAAGUCUUCUCUCAGAACACCAUGACCCCCAACCUCCCAGCGGAGACAGUGUAGAAAGACUGCGUCCAUCGUGUCCAUCUUGAGGUUUAGCGCUGCAACACUGUGAACUGGCUGCCUAACUAGAAUGCCUUCAUCUCAUCUUGACACUGAAAUGGCCUUCUUGUCCGACGAGAGCAUUGUGUACACCCUCACCCUCGGCUUGACUUCUAAGAGUGCUGUUCCACUGCCAAAGGGAGGUGCCAGCCCUGAACCCCCCCAUCAUUGACCAAACUUGGUGAGUCCUCUUGUAGCGACCUCUUCUCUUCCCGAUGCUUUUUCUCAUUGGCAGACAUUAUGCAACUCAUCUUAGCAUAAGGCGAAUACACUCCUUGUUUACGGACGAGCCGCACAUCAUGAAUGUACGUAUAAUUUUGAGGGUUUUGUUAUUAUUUGCUGUAUUCAAAAACGACACCAAAAUAAACUGCGUGGUUGUGACUGUGGUGGUUUCAGAAUCGCCGUGUUCGGCUCGAGAACUGUUUCGAUUCUUCUUUUCAAGAUCGCUUGGCCUUUUCUUUAAGUCGUGAUAUCUGGUUGCUUUUGUAAAAAAAGUUAAGCUAAACGUGCGAUCGUCCGCCCACUGACCCGCUCCGCAGUGCACCGGUUGCCUUCUUUUCAGGUGAAGUCGGUCCUACCUGAUCUGUCUCAUCCACCCAGCUCCCGUCCACGUACCUUCAGGAAGCAAUAAAGGUUGACAACUCUAUCUCACGCUAGCGAGUGAUAGAGCAAUAUUGUUGUAUAAAUAAGCUGAGUGCUACCUGUGGGGAGUCGUUGUCUUAAUGUGUCAUGUGACCAUCCUACAGGGACGUGGUGUCAGGGUAUUUGGGGUGCUGCUUUACUUCUUCUACAUGGUAUAGAUCUAUGUUCAUGCAUUGCAGAGAUGACAUUUUGCUGAGUAUUUAUUUUUCCUGUCAUCACCUUGUCAAUCCAUUUGCGUAAUGUAAAAAAAAAGUCUAUUUUAAAUAUUUUAAGAAGUAUUUUGUAUUUUAGCCAUAAAGUUUUAUUUAUCCAUGCAAAUGAAAGUAUCACGUGUCAGUAGAUUCAAGUCAUAUCGAGAGUAUACUUAAUUUUCUAGCGCUUUAAUGAUUUAAAACACGUGUGAGCGGAUAGACGCCACGGCUUGCCUUCACUCCGACCGCCAGGUGUCGAGGUUGUUUGUGACAUUUCUGGUCUCAACCGUGAUUCGUGUGUCUCGUCCUCAUCUCGUCUUCCAGCUCACAUGCUCAACGCUUCUGUUGUUGGCAAAAAAAAACACGGCUAAUUGUUUUUUUGUUUUUUUGUUUUUUUUUUGUUGUGUUUACAACGUAGUCCAUGGAAAAGCAUGUAUCUUCAAAUGUUUCUUCUUUUUAUCCAAAACACAAGAAAACUGUAUUUAUCGUUUUUCCAGAUAAAAACCUCACAAAAUUGAGGAUACAUGCUUUCAUUGGACAACUCCUAUAAUAUUUGCAUUGUGUGAAUGCUGAGAAUCACUAGCUUAUUGUUAAAUAUUUGGCCUUUUCAAAAACAUAAAAAGACCAACUCAGUGAUGUCAUAAUGGCGUUGCUGCAGGAUCAUAGCAAUUACUACUCUGAGCCACUAGGGGGAAUAUUAACAUGGCAAAUUACAGUAGCACAGUCGUCCCUCACCACUUUGCGGUUCAAGUUUCGCAGCUUCACUCUGUCAUCGUUUUUCAAAAAUAUAUUAAUCAGUAAAUCAGGCUGUUUUGUGGUUGAAUACGGCCUAUUAUUAGUCGAAAAAUAUGCAUAUUGAAGCAAAUGUUACAUAUUUCUUUGCCUAAAUUAAGCAUUUUCAAGCAUAAAAAUGGCUAAACGAAGUAAAAUACAAAUAUAAGGCAUUCAGAAGAGACAUUCAAAGAUGUUACGAUGAUAUGCGGUAUUCUACACUGCUCACUAGGUGUCAGUAAUGUUACUGUAAUGUGCUGUGAGGCACACAAUCACCAGACUUGAUGCUCGGAACAACAGGCUUUUAUUGAAGGUUUGAAUUAUCUCACAACAGGCAAAUAAUCCCAAAUAAAAAUCCAUAAUAAAAAAACAGGCUACUGUUGUGGCCGUAACACCAAGCUAAAGCUUAAGUCUCAACUCAACCCUGACGUCACUUCCUGUCUGCCCGCCACUCAGCUACCCUAGGGAACACAUUUAUAUCAACACACAUGAGCACAAGUCUUAUUUUUGUCUUUAAUGGCUUAUUUCCUCUGAUUAUGUCUACUAUUUUGGGUAAUAUGAGUGUAAAGGUGACUACAGGGGUGUUAUUUCAUGUCCAGAGGGCUUUAAUAAUGUUAAAAACUUUAUUUAAGUUUUCUAUGCUCUAACUACGACAAUAUUCAAUUUCUAAAUAUGGAUCUCAUAUCCCAUAUCUCAGUUUUUGUUAUGAAUUUAUUCCAGUGUAAUUGUUUUGUAGUUUGGAACAAAACCUUAAAAGAGUUCAUUUAUUUUGGACGGUAGCAUAUUUGUAGCUUUUUGGUUAUUUGUUUGUUUUUAUAUGUUUUGUAUGAUUUUUUAAAAUUAAUCUAACUCUAACGCUUACUCCUAACCCCUAAAUCCUAACCCAAAAUAAUGUAAAUACAAUUCAUCUGUUCCAGAUACCCCAAAGUAUCAAAAAAUACAUGUUCAUGAAAAUAUAGUUUUAUAUGCGGAAAACAAUGCAAAAUAAUGAUAUAUGACGAAUUAUUGUUGAUGUACAAAAAAUGAAACAGUAUGAAAAUCAAAGUAAAAUUUUGACAAAAAUGUCCAACAAAAAACGAAUCAUACGAAAACUGGGCCGUACAAAACCGAGGUUCCACUGGAUUUUCCUAAUUGCUAUUAUUGUGCAAUUAACUAAUUGCUAUUAUUGUGCAAUUAACUAAACUAACUAAAAAGCAGUUAACAAAAAACAUGUAUACACAACAUGGUGAAAGACAAUAAAAUACAGUCAACGAAAAAAUGAUUAGACCACCCUUGUUUCUUCAGUUUCUUGUUCAUUUUAAUGCCUGAUACAACUAAACGUACCUUUGUUUGGACAAAUAUAACAAUGACAACAAAAAUAGCUCAUAAGAGUUACGUUUUUGGCAGUGCAAUGUUAUAGCUAUUCAUGUAAGAAAUUGAGUGAUUUUGGUUAUCAAGAAAACCAUGGAAGCUGAUAGAUAUCAGCUCUUAAAUGAUUUAUUAAAUGAAUUAUUUAUCAUCAUUAUAUUUGUCCAAACAAAUGUACCUUAGUUGUGCCAGGCAUUAAAAUGGAUCAAUAAACUGAAGAAACAAGGGUGGUCUAAUCAUUUUUUCCAUGAAGAAACAUUCAAGUAGUUUUCAAAGGACCAUCAAAGGAGAAUUAAGCGAUGAUGCCGAAACGUACAAAUGGUCCAAUCAGAUUUCUUUGCUGUCAUGCCUUGUACUGCUCACAGCCACUAGGGGGUAUCUUUUCCCUUUAUCAGCAUUCACACACUUUCUGGGGGGGUACUGCAGUUUUUUGUGAGUAUUGCACUAAAAGGUACAAUGCAAUGCUGGGUGUAAAAAAACAACGCAUAUUUGCAAUGAUAUAGUAUACUUUUUAAAAACAUACAGGGUUUUUAGAUAAGAGUUUUUAAAUAAACUUAUAGAAAAAAAAUAGCAUAAGUGUGCUAAAAAGUGUGUAUAAAAAGGAGUUUAGUGUUUUUUUUGCCAGCAUGGCAUUGUGACCUGUCAACAACAGACGUGUAUGACUUUGUCAUCCAUCACUGUUAUGUAGCCUUUUUACACUUGUAGCAUUUUAGCAAGGCAGAGUCGCGUCUUUUAGCAUUUCUUGUAAAUUUUCGAUGUCGCCUUAUUUAAAAAAAAAAAAGUAAAAAAUAAAACAAGCAUCCCAUCACACCGCAGCCAAAUAAACAAAACUAUACUGUUUUUUUGUUUUUUUUUCAUCCGCGCUUGUAACCCACCGGCCCUCCAGCUGGGGGCGCUGUAGCAUGGCUGUCACGUGAUCUCUCAGAGCAGGAAGUGAGGCGAUGUGAUUUUCAAAGGCCAAACAGUGAAAGUGAAACAGCCCCCGUAAUAAUUGGCAUGGCAGGUCCACAUGAACAUAGCAACAUCGUGUCAUGUGACUUUUUCUACGACAGGUGACGUGCAACAUGAAGUGAUUAUGCACACUUGUAAUAUUUUCUAUUUUCAUAUGAGAUUUAAGCUUUUUUGUACAUCUUUUUUUCUUCCUUGCAUGGAAUGCAAGCGAGAGACGAAGGGGGAAAACGUUUUUGUUUUUUUUCAUAAAGUAUAUUUGCAUUUGGUAGUUGAAAAAGGGAAAAAAAACAAGAAGAAGCAGCAGCGACGUGCAAAACAAACGUGUUUCAUAGUUUAAUUUACCAAACUAUGCCAAGUAUUUAAAAGCUAUUUUUAGAGUAAAAAAAGACAUCAUUCAUUGUUUCCUUUUAUCUUUGUAUGUAUAAAUAUGAGGAUAAUACUUCAUUGUGUUGUACAAUACUGCAGUCCCAUUCAGAAAUAAAAUCUUUGCAUGAAAACGUCUGUUGUUUGUCAUCACUUAGUCCUUUAAUUAACUUUUUGUCCCUUUUUGAAGGAUGACCUGGACCUUCCGAUUAGACUAAUUAGAGCUUGUGGUCUUCCCGGUCCAGUCGGGCCAGUGAUGGCGGCGCCAGGAUGCCACGUCGAGCUCCACUCGUGGGAUCAAAGCGUUAGAAAAGUUGGCACAUUUUGGGAACGAG
Molecule: messenger RNA, 8951 nt
Organism: Dunckerocampus dactyliophorus (ringed pipefish)
Lineage: Eukaryota; Metazoa; Chordata; Actinopteri; Syngnathiformes; Syngnathidae
Product: junctional cadherin 5-associated protein
Exons: 4
Coding region: 195-4283 (1362 amino acids)
Biological process (GO): positive regulation of blood vessel endothelial cell proliferation involved in sprouting angiogenesis
Cellular component (GO): ruffle membrane; adherens junction
Source: RefSeq, a predicted model, not a curated record